AAACCUACCGAUCAUCCAAAGAUCAUAGUUCAGGAUGUCUCCGAGCCAAUUUGUUCUCGCGCUCCUGCUCUUGAUUUCUCUGGAGUUGACACACGCGACGAGGGACCAAAUCGACGACCAUUCCUACGAAGUCCCCGGAGAGAACCAAUGUGCCGAUGAAUUGAACAUCUGCUACAAAUUAUGGGUUCUAAUUGGUGCUACUCAAGCAAUUUCGAGCACCUUCAAUCAAAAGCCAGGCGAAGACAUGAAGUACAAUGGGGUAAUAAAACUCCUAACCGAGAGCUUCAACGACUCACUCACGGUCGCCAGUACUAAAGGCAACCUCAUCCGGUUGAACGCAGAUUAUCUCCAACACUACAGAGGAGAUAUACUGGAAGAGUUCGCUGGAGUGGUGUACCACCAAAUGACGCGCGUCUUGCAAUGGACCGGCAAUGGUACGGCCCCUAGCGGGCUUAUCAAUGGCAUUGCUGAUUACGUGAGAUUGAAAGGCGGGCAUGCAUCCAAAAGCUGGCCGAGGAAGGGCUCAGGAUCGAGAUGGGACGAUGGUUUUGCAAUCACGGCUUAUUUUCUCGAAUAUUGCAAUGACCUAAAGCCCGGUUUUGUCGCCAACCUCAAUGCUCUCAUGAAGUAUUCCUACUCCGAGGCGUUCUUCGUCCAGCUGCUUGGGAAGUCUGUGCACCAGCUGUGGGGCGAUUAUAAACUUGCUUAUGCUACCAGAAGAAUCCCCGGCAGCGAGGAGGGCUAUCGAAAGCCGCCCACCCGCAGUUUCGAUUCCUUCCCAGCAGUUUCUAUCAGCUAGUAUGAAUGACUUCUUCAUGAUUAUGCGCAGCCAUCGGAACAUACAUCGCCGAUGGUCCGGCUAUAAAUAAGCGCUACGUGUUGUGAACUAUGUAUCCUCAGUGUGCUUGUUGGCAAGGGCAUACGUGUACGUUGUUUUAUAAUUUGAACUAUGUUACUCUACUGUUGAUAUAUGAAACUACUUUGUA
Molecule: messenger RNA, 986 nt
Organism: Eucalyptus grandis
Lineage: Eukaryota; Viridiplantae; Streptophyta; Magnoliopsida; Myrtales; Myrtaceae
Exons: 1
Coding region: 35-799 (254 amino acids)
Source: RefSeq, a predicted model, not a curated record